Messenger RNA from Bufo gargarizans (Asiatic toad), 3493 nucleotides. It is a transcript of the gene ITPKC, whose product is annotated as inositol-trisphosphate 3-kinase C. Gene Ontology annotation, cellular component: nucleus; cytoplasm. Gene Ontology annotation, biological process: inositol phosphate biosynthetic process. The transcript is spliced from 7 exons. NCBI's taxonomy places the organism in Eukaryota, Metazoa, Chordata, Amphibia, Anura, Bufonidae. Bases 239 to 2587 code for a protein of 782 amino acids. The record is from RefSeq and is a predicted model, not a curated record. Gene Ontology annotation, molecular function: inositol tetrakisphosphate kinase activity; inositol-1,4,5-trisphosphate 3-kinase activity.
ACUUGGUGGUCGCCUAACUGAUUGAACCUCGCGGACUCUUUUUUUUAUUUAUUUUUUAAAGCCACUAUGAUGCGGAGGAAUACUUUUGGAAACAAAAAGUGAAGUUUUCGAUGCGCAUUGAUACGCUGCGCUGAAUGCGUUGCCUGGAGCCGGACAGCGCCCACUCUCCUCUGAUUGGAGCGUUACCCAGUGACGUCUCCCACGGGAGGGAGGGAACCUGUGGGUAACGGUGGCUGCCAUGGGACAAAACUAUUCUGAUCGCGCAGCGCAGGCUGCGGUAGGGUUCUCCACUGCCGGAGAGUGGAAGAAGCGCCUCAGAGUCCGGAGGAGGCGGAGAAGGGAGGACAAAGGCCCGGCUGGGGAGGAGGGUAGAAGGCAGCCUCCUCUUACUAUACGGCAGCCUGGAUUAGAGAGGAGACCGUCGGCAAGUUUCACAGGAGAGAGCGAUCGCAGGUCUGAUGCAGGCUGUAGUACAGUGCCGAGUGUACAGCAGCCCUGUCCCCUGAGAUCCAGUACAGUGCCGAGUGUACAGCAGCCCUGUGCCCUGAGAUCCAGUACAGUGCCGAGUGUACAGCAGCCCUGUGCCCUGAGAUCCAGUACAGUGCCGAGUGUACAGCAGCCCUGUCCCCUGAGAUCCAGUACAGGAGCAGAUCCAAGACCUAGACCAGAUUCUGGAUCAUUGGACUUAACCCCUGGCGACCAGAGACCAUCGUCUACUUGCCAAGGUACAGCGCCGAGUACACCAACCGCGGCAGCCCCUGACAUGAGACUGGAUGGGCAGGGAGGGCGGCUCAGAAGGGAUAUGUCCAAGUGCGAUGCCGCCAAGCCCGGUACGAUUACUGGGAAAGAGAGGGUCUGGUUGGAAGAGAGCGGGAAGAACAUCUUGGGGUCGCCCAAUGAAGAUCUCAGGAAGAUUUUGGGUGAUGCCGAAGACGGCUUAGAGGGCGCCGGGCAGAGGGUGGAGGUGGUUGCUGGUAUGGGUGACCUCUCGGAGGCUUUGGACCAUGCGGUUGGUAACUGGAGGAAGGAGAACAGAUGUCAUUGCUCGAUGAACCACCACGGCGGGUUAUGUGCUGGAGAAGAAACAACCAAAAGACCCACCAAGGCGGCUGAGAGGCAUGAAGAGGUAUCUGCGGGUUGCGUAUCUCGCGUCACCAUCUCAUUUGCCCCCCAGUCCAGGACUGACGAGAAAAUGGGAUCGAACAAUCAUGCUCAUCAUUGUCCCAUUGAGGAACUGUGGACGAGCGACUCUGGAAUCGGUGGCCUUAGAUUAACCGUUACUCCUCCGGAGACAGACUGUGCCCCCAAAACAGCGCGAAGUGGUGACUCGCUGCUGAACCGAAGGGGGCCCCCACUGCUUAUGAACUCCGACACCCACACCUAUGCAAUACCCCGACUUAUUGUCACCCAAGAUGUCAGCCCCAAGCGCUGCUUCCCACCGUCAUUGUCUCCGCAGUUCCAUGAAACGGGCUUCAGCCUGGAUGUUCCCAUCUCGUGUGAGGCCGAGUCGCCCUGCUCGGAUAGCGGCUGCGGUGGGUCCCCGGUGCCUUCCCUCUUCCUACGCAAGUUGUCCAGUUCCUCUGGCCUCUCGUCUGCUUCGUCCUUUGAGGAAUCUGAAGAUGACUUCAUCAGCAGCGACUUGGAGCCCAGUGGGUUAAUGGUGUGCGGUCCUGAUGAGCUGGGAGCCUCGAGUACAUCCUGGAGGAAGCUGAAGAACAUGGUCCACUGGUCACCGUUUGUGGUGUCCUUCAAAAAGCACUAUCCAUGGGUCCAGCUGGCAGGACAUGCAGGUAACUUCAAGGCUGGAGAAUAUGGGAAAAUCCUGAAGAAGUUCUGUCAGUGCGAGCAGCAGUGUUUGGAAUGGUUGAAUCGAGACUCCUUACAGCCAUUUGUCCCUGGUUAUUACGGUGUGAUCGAAAAGGAAGGAGAGAUCUACAACCAAAUGGAGGAUCUUCUGUCCGAGUUUGAGUCUCCUUCCAUCAUGGACUGUAAAAUGGGUGUUCGAACAUAUCUAGAAGAGGAACUGGUCAAGGCUCGAGAGAAGCCCAAGCUCAGAAAGGACAUGUAUGAUAAAAUGAUCACUGUAGACCCCAACGCACCCACUGAAGAGGAGCACAGACAAGGGGCGGUCCUGAAGCCCAGAUACAUGCAGUGGCGGGAGACCCUUAGUUCCACCGCAACUUUGGGCUUUAGGAUAGAGGGAAUCAAGAGAGCUGAUGGGACGUGCAACACAAACUUCAAGAAGACCAAACAUCGGGAGCAGGUGAUGAGGGCACUGGAAGACUUUGUUGAUGGCAAUAUGAACAUUCUGAAAAAUUACCUAACAAGAUUGAAAGAGCUUCGCGUUGAACUGGAAAAAUCUGAGUUUUUCAAGCACCAUGAGGUGGUUGGCAGCUCCUUGCUCUUUGUCCACGACUCCUCAGAACUGGCCAAGGUUUGGAUGAUUGACUUUGGAAAAACUGUUCGGUUGCCAAACAAGCAGACACUAAAUCACCGGGUGCCUUGGGUAGAGGGUAACCGGGAAGAUGGUUACUUGUGGGGGCUCGACAACCUCAUAAACAUAUUCUCUGACAUGGUGCAGGACUAAGACUUGAGACUGACACAAAAAAAAAAGUUGUGGCAACAUUUUGGACUCUUACAGUGAUAAGAAGGAACCUUGGAUUCCCAAACUCAUCUCUAUUGGACUUUAUGAUGUACUAUAAUUGUAUUUUAUUUAUGCUUUUUGUAGCCUCUUAGAGACAUAACACUGGAAACUGUACAGUUUAAAGCUGGGAGAAGCGUUCAGCUCAUUUCUUUUAUAAUUUGUAUAUAUAUGUAUAUUUUAUUACUUCUUUACAAACUGAUUUUAUUCUAUAUUUUAUUUUUUUAAAUGUUCACUUUAAUUCGAGGUAGUAUCCUUGGUUCUGAUACAGGUUGGCAAGAUUGAGCCAAAGCAAUGAUUGCCUACACACAGGCCACAUUCAUUAUACCCCGCGUCGGGUGAGCCGCACUGAUUUGCCCCGUUGUAGUUGCACUCUGCUUUGUUGCUUGAGAUUUUCUUUAAUGGGGCUGACCUGCAGUACUAGAGACCAUAGGUGCAAGUGGUGCUGUGUCUGGGGGGGGGAAGCAAAGCCUUUUUAAAGAGUCAUUUCCAUCUUGCAAAGUGAUGGCAUAUCCUAGGAUAUGCCAUCACUUUAUGAUUGUAGGAGUCUAACCAUGGGAAUCCCCUGGGAUCAUUAGAAUGAAGGCCCCAGUUUGCAGGAGCGAUCACUAGACAUAAGGGCUUGGUCUGCAGGGCUGGUGUAGCACUAGGUUCCCUUCAUUGGUUGGGCUGAGGAGCCAAUGUACGGAGAACUGUAGUGCAGCCCCAUUCAAGUGAAGUCCCCUGGACAGCCAAUGUGCAGGAAAAACAUAGGAGAUACAGCACCAGCCACGGGGCCGUGCAGUGGAGGUCCCAGAGGUGGGACCAUCACUUUACGAGAUUUGAAGUCUAUGCAACUAUUUUUUUUCUUUG